Oryzias melastigma (Indian medaka) is the source of this 2665-nucleotide messenger RNA. RefSeq names its product septin 3 (gene sept3). Gene Ontology annotation, cellular component: septin ring; cell division site; presynaptic cytoskeleton. Gene Ontology annotation, molecular function: molecular adaptor activity; GTPase activity; GTP binding. Lineage: Eukaryota; Metazoa; Chordata; Actinopteri; Beloniformes; Adrianichthyidae. The coding region runs from base 219 to 1442 and encodes 407 amino acids. The record is from RefSeq and is a predicted model, not a curated record. Gene Ontology annotation, biological process: cytoskeleton-dependent cytokinesis. The transcript is spliced from 10 exons.
UCCCUCUCCUCGUGUUGCCCUGGCAACAGUCCGGUGGGGGGCAAGGGGUGGGGAGGACAUUGUCGGCUCGCGGGAAGGAAAGAAACAUUACCGUUAGCCGUCACAUGACCGUGCCUCCUCCCGUUAUCCGUUUGCUUUGGGCCCGUUAGCGAGUCACCGGAGCACCAGCAGCGCCGAGAGGAGCCCGACGGCCGCGGGGAGAGGACUCACGGAGCGACAUGUCAGACAUAGUUCCCCCAGAAGUUAGACCCAAACCAGCUGUUCCAGCCAAACCCCCCAAUGUGGGCAUUCCAUCUCCAUCCAGCCCCUUCCCGCCUCAAGCUCCAGGUUUCGGGGGCGGCGGCACCUCCGCUCCCCCUCCAAGUGCCAUUCCGGUUCCCAUCGGAAGCCACGGCCCGAGUCACGGCGGCAGUCAUGUUUUAGGUCACCCCGCUCCCCACGGUGGAGGUCACCCCGCCCCCCACACCGGAGGUCAUGGCCACGGAGGCUCCCAGAGCUCAGGGGGAGGGUCCACCCUGCUGGGAUACAUUGGCAUCGACACCAUCAUCGAGCAGAUGAGGAAGAAAACCAUGAAGACAGGCUUUGACUUCAACAUCAUGGUUGUUGGCCACAGCGGCCUCGGGAAGUCCACUCUGGUGAACACCUUAUUCAAAUCCCAGGUUAGCAGGAAGAGUGCAGGAUGGGCUCGGGACGAGAAGAUCCCCAAAACUGUGGACAUCAAGUCCGUCUCUCAUGUGAUCGAGGAGGGUGGUGUGAAGAUGAAGCUGACCAUCGUGGACACUCCAGGCUUUGGAGAUCAGAUCAAUAAUGACAACUGCUGGGAGCCCAUCUCUAAGUACAUCAACGAGCAGUACGAGAAGUUCCUGAAAGAGGAGGUCAACAUCACCCGAAAGAAGCGCAUCCCCGACACCAGAGUGCACUGCUGCCUCUACUUCAUUUCCCCCACUGGACACACGCUCCGGCAGCUGGACUUGGAGUUCAUGAAACGGCUGAGUCACUCCGUCAACAUCAUUCCUGUUAUCGCCAAGUCGGACACGAUGACUGUGGAGGAGAAGCAGGAGUUCAAACAGCGAGUCAGGAAGGAGCUGGAGACGAACGGCAUCGAGUUUUACCCGCAGAAAGAGUUUGAUGACGAUAUGGAGGACAAGAGCGACAACGACAAGAUCAGAGAGGCCAUGCCCUUCGCCGUGGUGGGGAGCGACAAAGAAUAUCAAGUGAAUGGAAAACGAGUUCUGGGGAGGAAGACGGCCUGGGGAAUCGUAGAAGUUGAAAAUCCAAACCACUGUGAGUUUGCUCAACUGAGAGACUUCCUGAUCAGGUCUCACCUCCAGGAUCUGAAGGAAGUCACCCAUAACAUUCACUACGAAACGUACCGUGCCAAGAGACUGAACGAGAACGGAGGCCUGCACCCCAUCUGUGACACCCAAGAGAGCAACCUGUAGUGAAGCGAGCAGCUCAGCCGUCGAUGGAGCUCACUGAAGCAUAAACGUCACCUCAGCGUCGCUGCAUGUGUGGAGCAACCUUAACCUAUGACGUCAUUUAGUGUCCCGCCCUUCACAUUCCCCAUCGUGUGACCUUCAUCUCACAUAUCAGAUCUUUUUAGUUUUCUGCUAGUGCCAUCACAAAACGAGCAUUUGAUCCACUGCCAGCACCUUAUCCUUUCCUAUUGAGGAGGUUAAAGCAAGCUUAGAGCCUAAAACAAUGGUUGGAUUCAUCUGAAAUUUUGUCUGGUAAUAAAUAUGAAGCAGUUCUGCUUUAAAUUCUGGUUUUUAACAGCCACCUAUAAAAAAAUGUGCAUUUAAAGAAAAUGACAGUUAACAAUUUCGAAAAUUGUUUUGUGGAUUUAGAAUUAUAAAUCACAAAGCAAAAUUAGAGAUCAUCCAUGAAUAGAUUAAUCACAUUUUGUGUCUUUAUCUUGAUUUUAAAAAGUUUUCAUUUAAAAGUUAGGGAGUGAAGAGACAGAAAACACACCUAAAGUCUUUAGAUUUUUAAAGGAGUCGACUAAACCUGCAGAUUGUUUUAGAGUGUAAUCCCCCAUGUCGCCACUUGGGGGCGGCAUUCCCCAGUGUUGAGGAGUGUCAGUCUCCUCUUCUCACAUCCACAUUAGCUUGCAUCAGUGGCGGCUAACAUAUCCUUCUGCGUUUAGCCGCAGAGUUACGCACUUAUAAACAUGUUUACCAGGUUUUCUUCAGGAAUUGAUUCCAGUUGAGGAGGAAUACACCAAAAGUACAGAGUAAUCUUAAGUUUUUGGAAGGUAAUCAAUCAUCUUUGGGACGAGUGGCUCGUGUUGUUUGGUGUUCUGAUGUGCCUGUGUUGUUCUCAUGCAGGCUGAGAUGUGAGGAGAGCGUGCCGACGCCUCGUCUCGUUGUCGUGUUUGUGCGUGCAUGCUCGUGUCUGUGCAGCCUGUUUGCGUACAGCGCCUGUGCGUCGGCCUAACUUCAGGUAGCCGAUGUGCCAGAAGGUAACGCGGUAGCCACCGCACAUCGCUCAGCCCUGCAUCUAAGCCCCGCCUCCUGAGGAUGUUUAUUUCAUGACAACUCUUUGCAAAGUUGCUGUGAUCGAUCUAAAGAAUUUCCAGUAUUACACUGAGUUUAUUUGUACAUUGGUGUCUUAUCAUUGUAAUUUAUUCUUUGUUCAAUUAAAACAGUUGUCCAUGUUUUUAGAA